AUGAAACGAGUGCUGCACGUUCGUAACGUCGCCCGCGUCAACUCUGGUGGAAAAGUGCGGUCCGUCUCUGCUCUCGUCGUGGUGGGGAAUGGCCAGGGGGCGGCGGGAUAUGGCGAGGGCAGGGCUGUUGAUGCUGCCGCGGCGGUGCAGAAAGCGACGAGGUCGGCCGAGAAGAACAUGACGACCUUUUCGAGGUUCAAUAACCGGACGAUCUUCUCAAACAUCGAUUUCAAUUGGAAGUCGGUGCAGUUACAUUUGAGGAGUGCGCCUCCAGGUUACGGAAUUGUCGCAAACAACCACAUCCACGAGAUCUGCCGUUGCAUCGGCAUCUCCGAUCUGGGCGCCAAAGUCUACGGCUCGCGCAACCCCAUGAACGUGAUCAAAGCCACCUUUGCGGCGCUCGCGCAACAGAGGCGGCCGGAGGAUAUUGCCUUGGCGAGGGGGAAGAAGGUUAUGGAUGUUGAGCUGGCGUAUUAUGGGCAUAAUGCGGAGAAUACGAGGGAUACGGCUAAGCCGGAGCGAUGA
This is a messenger RNA of Fimicolochytrium jonesii, 525 nucleotides long. Its product is annotated as ribosomal protein S5, C-terminal domain-containing protein. Gene Ontology annotation, molecular function: RNA binding; structural constituent of ribosome. The coding region runs from base 1 to 525 and encodes 174 amino acids. The transcript has 2 exons. Gene Ontology annotation, cellular component: ribosome. The record is from RefSeq and is a predicted model, not a curated record. Gene Ontology annotation, biological process: translation. NCBI's taxonomy places the organism in Eukaryota, Fungi, Chytridiomycota, Chytridiomycetes, Spizellomycetales, Powellomycetaceae.